Megalobrama amblycephala (Wuchang bream) is the source of this 1944-nucleotide messenger RNA. RefSeq names its product von Willebrand factor A domain-containing protein 5A-like. The coding region runs from base 431 to 1555 and encodes 374 amino acids. The transcript has 14 exons. The record is from RefSeq and is a predicted model, not a curated record. NCBI's taxonomy places the organism in Eukaryota, Metazoa, Chordata, Actinopteri, Cypriniformes, Xenocyprididae.
CAGGUAGGGCUCAACCUGUGCAGAGCACAUGCCCUUUUUGUCCUUUCACUCCGAAGUGCCCUUUUUUGGAGGCGUUUUAUUUUAUUUAUUUAUUUUCUUCAAUAAAUCAAUGCUAUUGGUCGCCGUUUACGUCUGUCUGUCUGAUUUACAAAUAUAUUUAGCCUAAUAAAAGUAUUAAAACGAGCUUGUGACAAAAUCUUUUUGGAUCCGCUCAAACUGUCAGUCAAACCUCUUAACCCCGCCCCCUAAGUGCAGCGAACUGAAGUUCCACAGCAGAGCAGCUGAACGUCUUACAACGCUGUUCAUCUUCACUGAUGGAGAGGUGGAGAACACUAAAGAGGUGCUGGACCUGGUGAAACAUCAUGCUCACUCUCACAGGUGUUUCUCUUUCGGGAUUGGUGAGGGUGCAAGUACCGCCCUCAUCACAGGAAUGGCCAGGGAGGGAUCUGGUCACGCUCAGUUCAUCACAGGCACCGACCGCAUGCAGCCCAAAGUGAUGCAGUCCCUCAGGUUUGCGCUGCAGCUCGCUGUGGUUAAUAUCUCUGUGGAUUGGACCCUUCCAGAUGGCAUUACUGUUGACACACUGUCUCCACCCAUCAAUAUGCUCUUUCCAGGUCAAAGGUCACUCAUUUACGCCCAACUUAAAGGAGAGAGUUCAGGAGGCUCUGAGGGAACAGUGACAGUCAAAUACAGUUUGAAAGAUCAACCAGUAACAAACCAGCUCCACUUCUGCCUCAAACCAUCUGAAGAAACAGGGUUGGCCGUCCACCGGCUGGCAGCUCGGACCCUGAUCCGCUCUCUGGAGCAGGAGGAGAGGUCAGGUGAUGCAUAUUUUGAGAGCAGGAUAGUGGAGCUCAGUGUUCAGACAGGAGUGAGCAGUGUUCAUACAGCCUUCAUUGCCGUUAAUAAAGACAGCAGACAGAUUGUGGAAGGACCCCUGCUGCAGAGAAGAGUGCAGACAUACGAUGUGUAUCAACAACGUGCCCUGUUAGGUUUGCAACUAGGAUGUAGCGUAGUAAACGCAGUGAGAUCCCAUGAUGGCAUCGAUGAACAAGUGUUUCACUGCUCAAAAAUGCUCGGUUCUUUCAGUAAGAAGGCAAUAAAAGCACCUGAAAAGAAGAUUGGAUUAAUUACAAAGGUCCAGAAUUUUUUCAGCCGUUUUAAGACUGCUGCCCCGACUGCUCAAAAAGAGUCGCAAGUCAAACAUUAUGCCGCUCCUGACCCCCCAAAGGACCUGUUACUCCAGCUGGUUUCUCUCCAGAAGGCGUCAGGCUGCUGGGAGCUGGACGCCACACUGGCUGAUGUGUUUGGGAAGACGGAGGAUGAGCUGACCAAUCAGAAACCAGCACAGGUGGAUGGGUCAGUAUGGGCCACUCUCCUGGCUCUGAUCUGGUUAUAUGGCUGUAAAAUAGAGCAGCAGGUCGAGUGGCAGUUUGUGGCCAUGAAGGCAGCGUCAUGGAUCGGCUCUCAGAAAGUGGGCGAUCUGUCUCAGUGUGUGUGUGUGGGUAAUGUCCUGCUCGGAUGUCAUGUGACCCAAGAGGCUCUGGGAAUCUGAAGAUGUCAGUGUUUCUACUUCCUGUGCUUUAAUACAAACACUGUUAACAAGUCGACAGCAUGGGUUCAUCGGUGUAAUAGCUUUAAAUGUUUAUAAGAUUUAUAGCAUGAAAUUCAGACAAAAUGCAGCAAAAUCCACCAAAAUGCUUUAAAAAUGAUCCAUAAUGGAGAUAGCACUAACUGCACUUUAUGCAUUUGUAAUCAUCUUUGUUUUAAACAAACAUCCAGUUCUUUAUCAUUGUGCAUUUAUAUGUGACUUUACUCCUGUACUUACCUGUUUUGUCCACUAAAUUAAACAUUAUAUAUAUAUAGGCUAUAUAUCUUGGGUGUUUCCUCCGAGGCAAGGGAGGCAGUGCCUCCUCAAAAAAAUAAGAUAAGAAAAUUAGAUUU